UUCAUCUUUCCACGUAGCUAAAAAACCGCCUGCAAAUAUAAAAUUAUUCCUAUUUAUUUAUUUUUUUUGAGCAAAUUCCUAUUUAUUUAUUUAUUUUCUUCAGCUCAUAUUCCAUUUUUUUUUUCUGACAAAGCUCAUAUUCGAUUAAUUAGAAACUAAAUCAAGUUUCUGAAAAAAAAAAAAAAGAAGAAAAAGAAAAGUUUGAUUAAUCACGACAAAAAGAAAAAAUGAUGAGAAUCGCAGUAGCGUGCGCAAAGAGACUUGUUGGAACGGCGUCGUUUGAGACACAAGUUCCGGCAAUUAGGGUUCUUCCACGAUUCUACCACGAGAGGGUUGUCGAUCAUUACGAUAAUCCCCGGAAUGUUGGAUCCUUCGAUAAGAACGAUCCUACGAUAGGAACUGGUCUUGUUGGAGCACCCGCUUGUGGCGAUGUUAUGAAGCUUCAGAUUAAGGUUGAUGAGAAAACCGGAAAAAUCAUCGAUGCUCGCUUUAAGACCUUUGGCUGUGGUUCCGCCAUUGCUUCUUCCUCCGUCGCUACUGAAUGGGUUAAGGGAAAGCAAAUGGAGGAGGUUUUAACUAUUAAGAACACUGAAAUUGCAAAGCAUCUUUCACUCCCACCAGUUAAGCUACACUGCAGCAUGCUUGCUGAGGAUGCUAUAAAAGCUGCUGUUAAAGAUUAUGAAGCUAAGCGAGCCUCCGCUACUGCAAGCACAACAGCCACAGGAGAAAAAUCUGCCACUGCAUGAUUUCUUCCAUUUCUGGAAUGACGAUGAAAAAAAACCCAUUACUAUAAUUCUCCAAGGUUGCUAAUGAGUGCAUUGCAUGUUAUUAAAACAUCUUUAUAAGACUUUUCUUGGUUGUACCUAGGCAGCCAGAUUGUAUUCUCAUGAAGUAAAAUAAAUACUAGUAUUCUUUAGCAAAAAAAAAAAAAAAAAACUAGUAUUGCUGCCUAUAGUUUGUUAUUUGCAUGGUUUGUUUGUAGGAAUCAUAUUAUAUUUUUGUUUAAAUAUGUACACAAUACAAUCAGAAUAUGCACAUGUAAGUAGUUGGAAGCCCACCGCUUAUACAUGGAAGAAUUCCCUGAAUUGUUGAAAAUAAAAUACAACAGAUCUUGAAAUGUUUGCAACACA
Messenger RNA from Trifolium pratense (red clover), 1130 nucleotides. RefSeq names its product iron-sulfur cluster assembly protein 1-like. Gene Ontology annotation, biological process: intracellular iron ion homeostasis; iron-sulfur cluster assembly. Gene Ontology annotation, molecular function: 2 iron, 2 sulfur cluster binding; ferrous iron binding. Gene Ontology annotation, cellular component: mitochondrial matrix; cytoplasm. Bases 228 to 746 code for a protein of 172 amino acids. Lineage: Eukaryota; Viridiplantae; Streptophyta; Magnoliopsida; Fabales; Fabaceae. The transcript is spliced from 3 exons. The record is from RefSeq and is a predicted model, not a curated record.